GGACACUGUACCCACCCUCUGAGAGAUUUAGAUUCACUACAGUGGGUACUCGGCUUAUAAACCAUAGCACUUCUACUGAGUAUAUGCGGCCUACGCUUAUGGACGAUAUGGGUGACCGUCAUCGCUGGAUUAACGUUGUCUGUUCUCUCGGUGUUCAGCUUUCCUGAGUCUUAUCCUCCUGUGAUCCUGCGGACGAAGGCAAAGCGCUUGCGUAUGAAAUACAGCAACCCUCAUCCGAAGGCAGCUUCAGAGAACGAGAGCUUUACUCCUAGAAAAAUUGCGCAGAUCUAUCUUGUACGACCAUUCUGUGAGUACUGCCUCUUCUGCCAGUCACUUUCUGUGAUUCAUUUUGCUUUCUCAGCUGGUUAAGUAACGGCCGACGUUAGACGUACGAAACAAUUCAGAGCUGUUCACCACUCAACCAAUCCUCGCCUUAUUAACUCUGUACCAGUCCUUCAUCUGUGGAGUACUAUUUCUCUUCUAUCAACCUUAUCCCAUCGCUUUUGGAGAGGUCCGUGGUUGGAAAGCAGGUCUCAAUAUUCUUCCUCUCUAGGAAUCAUCUUCGGUACCUUUUCCGGCACUGUGGGGGGUAAUGGUCUAUAACCAGACCUACUUACGGUAUCACUGUUUCUCUGAAGACUGCUCCUUCAUUCCUGAAAGUCAUUUACCACCCAUGAUAUUCGGUGGUGUUCUCAUUCCUAUAGGAAUAUUCUAGUAUACUUAGACAGCAA
This is a messenger RNA of Aspergillus alliaceus, 731 nucleotides long. RefSeq lists its product as uncharacterized. The record is from RefSeq and is a predicted model, not a curated record. The transcript has a single exon. NCBI's taxonomy places the organism in Eukaryota, Fungi, Ascomycota, Eurotiomycetes, Eurotiales, Aspergillaceae. Bases 214 to 369 code for a protein of 51 amino acids.